GUGCAUAGUGCUCGUAUUACGUAGAGCGAUUACGCCUCAGACCAACGUCUCAGAUGAACGUUCAAGAUGGCUGUGGUCUGUGUGAGACUGUGGUUAAUGAUGACGACAUCCCUUUACAAGAGCCAUUUCGCCUAACAAUCGACAUCAAAGCCACCCUGGUCAACAUAUCACUCAAAAAGGAAGAUAAGAAAACCCGGAAGACUGCCAGGGAGGAUAAAAUCAAAGAGCUGACCAAAAAGGUUUCAGCCUUGCGGAACGCUGGAGGAGGGGCUUUGUUCGUUCAUCUGAAAGGUCUGUCACCCGAUGAUCGCUGUCUCGCGCUCUUUAACGAAUAUGUCGAUGACACGUUAACAAAACUGAUAGAAGACGGAGUUCUGUUUGUAGACACAUACAGGAAAAUCUGGUUGAGUGAACACACGAAGAGGAAAGGAUACCAAGAGUAUCUGCUGCUUAUUGUUAAGUCAUCCCUUUCUUUGACUACAGCAGAUUUCAAAACCAAGGUGACUUCCGACGAAAACUUAACUCGUCCAACAACCCUCAAUGUUCAAAAAUUGUUGUUCAACGAGCAACAACAAAAUGAAAAAGGUCCAAGAAUAAGAGGCCUAGACAAUUUCAUCCAGGAAGGCAGGGAUAUCGAAUUUAAAGCAUUUGACAAGACAUCAUUUGAUGGAAAAAUUACACAAUCAAAUGUUCAAAAAGUACUGAAAUACAUUUGGAAGGAUCUCAGACUGAGAGAAUACAUUUCCUGUUUCACAAAAAACCAAGAUGGUGGUUCCUAUUACCUAGGAAUAGGCGAAGAUUUAAAAAACAUUACUGGUUAUGAUUACAAGACAAAGUCCAAGAUCCUUUCUGGGAUUCGUGUUGAACCGAGUUUACACGAGACUGUAAAAAUUGGUUUGACAGAGUUGAUCAGGCAACACACAUUAGUUCAAAAAGGGAAUGCAGCCCAACCAUGUAGUGCAGACUCGCUGGUGAAAUUCAAGUUUCAUGAAGUGGGCAGAGGCCAAGUGUACAUCCUUGAAGUUGCAGUUGGGUACACGCCUGGAUGCGUCUUCUAUGAUACGCCAGAAGUAUACACCAUGGUUGAGGGGAGUAAUCAAAUGAAAGCGGUAGACUUCUCCGAGUGGCUUGAAAAAGUGAAGUCUUUCCAACCUUAUCGUCAGCCCAAAUGAGUUAUAUCAGACGACAAGAAGGAGUGAUUUGAUAAGUGGACACAUUUUUAUACCGGACAAUCUGACUGACUGAAGGGACCAAUAGCCCUUGAGGGUGUGUCCUGUCAUUUUCAACGUUAUCUUCAAGGAGAAAGUUACAAGUCAAAUAUUAUACCAGUAAUUGGUAUUCCGCCCUAUUAUGAUAGUGAAAAUGACUUGUUGCUUAUAAUCUCAAUCAUCACAGGAUAAACAAAAGUUUCGGACUGUAGGCAGCUGAAACAUUGCAUAUGUCCAACUGACAAUCAAGCUGUAAAGAUGGUUUGUGGUUGUAGGAGUACCGAAACAUUUCUCGUGGGACUAGCUGAGGUCAUUAUUACACUUACUUCAAAACUGUUUAAACAGAUGUGAUCCAGACGCGUGUCCCGUUGAAUGAUCCCUCGAAUCCUGUUUUCUACAUGUUCGUAAAACUUAAUGGUUAUAUCAUUCACAUUCAACUUUAUCUUGUUAUUAAUAUUGUACGUUAUCCAGGUGAAGGAAAGAGUGUGUACCAUGGCCGGUGUUGCCUAUAUGAAAGAAUCACGAAACACAGAAGGUGUAGUUUCAUGGCCAAGUAACUCCCCACUUCUUCCGAGGGUCCGACUGCAAGAGGAACUAUUUGAAGCAAUCCAGACGCAUGUCCUCACUUCUGGUAAACUGUCGGUAUAUCCACCAAGGACUGCUAACAUCAUGUACGACAGCAUAUACCAGAGAAUUCAGUCUCAUGGAAAACAUUUCGAAGGAGGAUUGUCCUUUGUGACAAGAUCACUAGCAGUGGUGUUGAAUCUUCCGAAGGUUGAUAUACCCGAUGGAGUGAUAUCGGAAGUGUUCUAUGUUCUUCCAGAUCGUCCAUCAAUGAUCCUCUGCUUUGUGUGUGAGAAAAGAGACGAUCUCGGGAAAUAUGUUCUCCGUCUUGCCCGGAGAGCAAUAAAUCAAAUCCGGAAGUAUACAGAUGAACAUUUCAGUGCAGUCUAUGGUCUCCUGGACCCUGGUGAUUUAGAAUCAGACAACCUAUUCGCCGAUGCCUUGAGGUCAAUUGAAGAGAAAACCUCUGCUUUAUGCAGCUUGCAUGCACUUAGCAUGAACAAUGUGAAAUGUAUGAACAUAAUACGUGCCUUUCUUGCUGCAGUAGCAGUUACUGAUCUCACAGAAGGACACAGCAUGAAACCGGAACUGCGCUUACUGUCCAAACAACAGUUCUGCAUGUUGGUGGAAAACAUUGAUAAGGACAUGGUAGUGAUUGACAAGGCCACAAGUACAGAAGCAGAUGGAUGUUCAGAGAUACUUAUGAUCGAAGUUGCAAGGAGGCUAGAGAAGAGGGGACCAACCAUCCUUCUUGUCCAGGAGGACCUCAAGAAAAAGCUGCAAGAACAACAUGCAGAUAUUGUGUCUCAUAUACUUGCUUCUGAAGAACUGGAAGACGUUUCUAGAUAUAACUGUCCUGAAAUACAACACAUCGUCGGAGCCAAUAUGAAAAUGAAUGACAUCAAGAAACUUCAACCAGACCAUGAAAGAAGUGGACAAACUGUCAUUUGGCUUUUCCACAAUUCUGAGGCUCAAGAAAACGCCACACACGAAGGACCGCAUUCCCUUGAGCGUGCAGAUGAAUUGAGAGACGACAACAGUGAACUCAGUUUCUCUGGAGAAACAUCUACUUAUGAAAGUGCUGAUGACAUGAGCCGUUCUAGAAAUGAGGAUGGGUACUGGUCGGAGGUGACUGAAUCUGAUGAUGACGACAUGGAGGCAAUACAAUCAAGUGAUGAUGCAAGGGAAGCAGGUGAAAUACAGCUGCAAGAUAAGUCAAGAGAUGACAGUCUACGUGACUGCGCUGAGCAAACCAUCAAGCAAUGUAUUUCAGGAACGGCAUCUUCACCGUUGCUGCCUCAUGUGACAAAAUGCCUUAAGGAACAUUCUUGUACAACGAUCAUUGGUCAGCCUGGUGAUGGCAAAACUACUCUUGCUUUCCAGGUUUUGUCUGAAAUGCACAGAAAGAAAUGGAAAGUUUAUGUUGUGGAAACACCACAGGAUUAUUUUCGGAUCCAAAAGAGUGACAGGUAUAUCAUUCUUUUCAGCAACAUUUUUGGCAAUCCCAACUUUCAGUUUGACCACUACCGAAAAUGGCAUCCUGUCCUGCUAGACGUAAGUCAGGAACAAGUAGCGUCGGCUUCAAGAUGUCAAGUGGUAUAUACAAUAUUCCUGUUCAGGAAAAAUGUGUUUCAAACAGCACUCAAAUAUAUCACUCCUUUCAAAAAUACAUUUUUUUCUGAACAUCAAAGAAUUGACUUUGAAAAGAUUUAUAAAGCAGAAGAGAAAAUAACACUGGAUACUGACAGGACAGCUGAUAAAACAUCAAAUGAUCAUGUCACUGAUUGUUCAAAGACAACAUCACCCCUGCUACACAAGUUGUGUAUGAUGAUAACACUAAGACAUGAAGUUUUUAACACUCAGGCCAUGGACAGGGAAAGUAGGUUUCGACAAAUCCUCAAGAACUUGAUGGUCAAUGAAGGGAUUCUGUCUUCUUUACAAAUCUGUAUCCAUCAGGACUGCAUCCCACAUCCAGCUGAACUCUCAAAUGUGGAACUAGGAAGACUGUGCACAGCGGCCGGGGCAUCUCCUUUGAGAAGUAAGCAGCUCUCUGAGGCACUUACACAGAUGGACAGCUACAUCCUUAAGAAGUCAGCUCAUGGAUUCGUGUUCUCACACGCAUGGACUUCAGAGGUAGUUGCGAAGGUUUUAGCUGAACUUGAUGAAACUACAUUUAUAGUUCAUUGCAGUCUCAAGUAUUUAGAGCACGUCCGCUUGGAGCCAAAUGAAGUUGCAGACUUUGAUUAUGCCAUUAUCGUCCACCAAAAGUCAGCAACGGUUCUUGCACAACGUCUGUGUGAAGAACUGUUGAAAGGUCAUCUUCAGUUUGUCAUGUCUCACAUGUCACUGACACACCCAGUCGUAUGCGACGCAAUUCAAACACUGCUUCAAAGAGAGAAUUUCAAAAUGAGAGAUGCACACUCAAAGAAACAAAUACUGUCCUUCAUUCCUAUUUGCAACAUACCCUCCUUAGAACUGAAAUUGUUGGAAGUAGCUUCAGGAGGUAUUUCCACAAUGCAAUGCCUUCGUAUGUGUAGCAGAUAUGGUAAUGUAAGACUCAUGAGACUGCUUAUCGAGAAGAUCGAGAAAAAUGCUCCCAUGCUGCAGCAAAAGAGAUACAACGUAGGAGAAUUAUUUAGAACCUGUGCUAAGUGGAAUCAUGCAGAAGGAUGUCAGGUUUUGUUGAAGUAUGUGGAUGUCAACUCCACCAGUAAACGGGGCAACACAGCCCUUCACUACGCAGCCAGCUCGGAUAACCUGGAACUGUUAUCUCUCCUCUUGAAUCAGGAUGAAAUUGAUGUUGAUGUUCUGAAUAAGAAAGGGGAGACCGCGUUGGCAAUGGCUUUGUAUUGUAAGCAUGAACAGGUGGCAGAAACUUUGAUAAAAGCUGGAGCCAAUACACUACUCAAAGAUAAGUAUGGUCGGACAAGCUUUCUGAUAGCAGCACUUGUUGGGUCUGUGUCUAUUCUAGAAUUGUCACUGAAAACAGAUCAUAGAUGCAUUAAUCACUGUGAUGCCUUUGGAAACACGGCCUUGCAUCUGGCAGCAAUAAAGGGCCAGACAGAGGUGAUCAAACUUCUCUUAAAAGAAGGUUUAGACAUUCAGAAAGGAAACAUGGACAGGAUGACGCCUCUCCAUAUUGCAGCUACAAAUGGACGAUACUCUGUUGUGGAUCCCCUUCUCAGCAUAGAAAGAAAUUCAGCUACUUCUAGACAAGACGGAAAGCGUUUUGUCCGAGGUGUGUCUGUGGAUCUUAAAGAUAUUCAUGGCAUGGCACCGAUUCACUACGCAGCCAUGUGGGGUUAUGAAUAUGUAUUAGGAAGACUUUUGCAAAACAAGAGCGAGGUUAACCUGAUGACCGAGAAAUCUGAAACUGCGCUGCACUUAGCAACUCAGGGCAGCCACAUUGAAACUGUACAAUCCCUUCUCAGAAACAAGGCUGAUCCGAACUUGUCUGAUGGGACGGGAAGAACUCCUCUUCACAUUGCUGCCGAGGAAGGACAUCUAAAAAUAGUAAAACUCUUUCUCAGGGAGAAGGUAGACACUCAGAAGGUAGAUGAAGACAACAAAACAGCUCGUGAGUUAGCUUUUGAAAAUAAACAUCGAAGCAUUGUGAAGGAGAUUUCCAAAGUUCGAAAGAAAAGAACUGAAGGAACAGAACUCUCUCAAUACAUGUUGGAGAGCAGGCAUGACCGGCACCCUUCGAGGGUUAAAGGGGAGAGUACAGUAAACUUGGUACCAUUUGUGAUCGCUAUCAUUAUUGUGGUUUUGAUGUUUGGUAUUCUACACUAUCAUAACGUAGAUCUCCGGUGA
Molecule: messenger RNA, 5585 nt
Organism: Haliotis rubra (blacklip abalone)
Lineage: Eukaryota; Metazoa; Mollusca; Gastropoda; Lepetellida; Haliotidae
Exons: 8
Coding region: 1623-5585 (1320 amino acids)
Biological process (GO): protein localization to ciliary inversin compartment
Cellular component (GO): ciliary inversin compartment
Molecular function (GO): protein binding
Source: RefSeq, a predicted model, not a curated record